AUGAAUGGAACGCCGUACACUGGCGUACCGACUAUACCACCUCCUCAAUUCAGUACGUUUGCCACCACAAUUGAUCCUCCUCGACCCUUGCCAGACUUCGUAUCAAAGGCUCCAUUACAUCCUACGACAACAGCGGCUCAACAACAGGUGUAUUCACCAACAGCAGCUCCGUACCCUGCCGUACAGGCUCAUCUGGAUUCGCCUGCUCCUUCGCCAAACCCUGAAGGCAAUAAGCCUAGCACAGUUCAAGAGUCAUUUGCGAUUACACCAAAUGUUACGAAUGAGACAAAG
Cooperia oncophora is the source of this 291-nucleotide messenger RNA. Lineage: Eukaryota; Metazoa; Nematoda; Chromadorea; Rhabditida; Trichostrongylidae. The record is from the annotation of a GenBank genome assembly.